Molecule: messenger RNA, 1506 nt
Organism: Pyricularia grisea
Lineage: Eukaryota; Fungi; Ascomycota; Sordariomycetes; Magnaporthales; Pyriculariaceae
Exons: 1
Coding region: 1-1506 (501 amino acids)
Biological process (GO): inner mitochondrial membrane organization
Cellular component (GO): mitochondrial inner membrane
Source: RefSeq, a predicted model, not a curated record
AUGGCGUCCCGCGCGUCGUUACGACCGCUUCUCCGACCGGGCCCGAAGCGCAUGCUCGGGACGCUAUCCUUCUCUGCUGCUGCAGGUGCAAUAAUCCCUACAUCAUCCAUAUCGUUGUUGCUCUCGAAUCCAGCUCUCAAGCCUGUGCGGUCUUUCCCGACAUGCUGGAGCUAUCACAAGCUGCUUCUAUUGCCUUGCGCUCGAAGCUUCCACUCGGGGACCCCUCUCUCAUCAACUCCAAACUCAAACAAUGGCAACCCAUCGCGGCCGUCAUCUGCCGAUACCGGCGAUUCCAUCCCAAUCGCCAUGCCGCCGCCAGAAGGAACUGGAGAGUCUACAGCACCAAUUAGCUCCCCUCCAGAGCCACCAUCAGCUCCGCCAAGCGAGCAAUCGAUCGAAACAGAGUCCAAGUCAACCUCUUCAGAAUCAUCUAACCAAGAACAACAACAAGAACAACCAUCCCCCACUACAGACGAACCCACCCCCUCGACGUCCGCAAACCAGUCCACCGACGCAAAGAACCCGACCCAGCCCCUGACCGCGCGCAUCACCAACGCCAUCGACAACCUCCAAACCCGCCUCCUGGCCGGGCAGCAGACCCUCAACGACCUGACGGGCUACUCGUCGAUCGAGCAGAUCAAGCACCAAAACGCCGAGCUCGAGAAGCAGCUGGCGGCGGCGCAGGCCCACCUCCGGCACGCGCGGCAGGCGUACAAGACUGCACACUCGGCGCGGGCCUCGACGCAGCGCGAGGUGACGACGCUGCUGGCCCGCAAGGACGGCUGGUCGCCGCUGGACCUGGAGCGCUUCACGACGCUGUACCGACAGGACCACCAGCUCGAGACCGAGGCGCAGCGUGCCGCCCGCGAGCUGACCGAGGCCGAGGAUGACGAGGCCCGCCUCUCGGCCGCCCUGACCAACGGCAUCAUGCGCCGCUACCACGAGGAGCAGGUCUGGAGCGACCGCAUCCGCCGCGCCAGCACCUGGGGCACCUGGGGCCUCAUGGGCGUCAACAUCCUCCUCUUCCUCGUCCUGCAGUUCGUCGCCGAACCUUGGAGGCGUCGCAGGCUGGUCAGGAGCAUCGCCGAGGGCGAGAAGCCCAUGAUGGACGAGGUCAGGCACGAGCUCGAGGCUGUCAGGGGCGCCUUGGCCGCGUUUGAGAAGACCACCGCCGCCGCUGCCGCUGCCGCUGAAGCUGCUCCUGCUGCUGAGCCUGCUGCUCUGACAUCGGCCCAAGCGGUUGCGGAUCAGGUACAGGUCGUUGGGACGACACCUGACGAGGUCGUCGUCACAGCCGGAACCGCCCCUGAGCCUACAUCCCGGCCUACUCAGCCCUGGGCCGAGGUUAUCGUAGAUCCAAAGCUGUGGGGACCAGUUCUCUCUGACUUGUACAGUGAGCGAAGGAUAGACCUUACAAUGCGUGAGGUUUCCAUAAUAGCACUAGAGGGUGCCCUGGCUGGAGCAGUAAUCUUCGCCGGUGCAUUUGCCUUGCUAGUGAGGAACUAA